UCAAGAGAGCCAAGAGCCACGACGCACAAAUCAGCACUGCUCUUUCGACUGAACCUGCAAAUCCUCUCCAAACCCCCAGCCAGGAGCGCGCGCCGCGGGGCCCCGGACGCCGGCGAGAUGGCAGCAGCGGACGGAGGCGGCGAGGACUACAUCAGCGAGCUCCCGGACGCCCUCCUCUCCGUGAUCUUCUCCCUCCUCGGCACCGCCGAGGCGGCCCGCACCGCCGCCCUCUCCACCCGCUUCCGCGGCGUGUGGGCCGCCACCCCGCUCCGCCUAGACGACCUCGACCUCCCCGCCCUCGCCGCCCUGGGACUGGGAGGAGGAACCAGAACCACCGCCUCCUCGUCCCCGAUCGCGCCGUGGACCGCGCGCGCCGACGCCGUCACCCGCGUGCUCGCCUCCCACCCGGGCCCCGUCGCGCUCUUCCGCCUCUCCCGCACCUCCUUCCGCGGCCGCGUCGCCGCGGCGGAGGCCUGGUUCCGCGAGCUCGCCGCGAAGCGCGCCAGGGAGGUCGCCCUCCUCUGCGCGCCCGAGUGGUGCCACCUCGCGCUCGCCGACCCGCUCCUCGGCUGCGCCACCCUCGAGUCCCUCGCCCUCGGCGAGUGCCGCGUCUCCGACCGGGGGGCCUCCGCGGCCCGCCUCACGGAGCUCACGCUGUCGAGCACCCACCUCUCCGAGGCCGCCCUCCAGAGCGUCCUCUCCGGCUGCCCCGCGCUGCGCACCGUCAUGCUCAAGCACGUCGAGGGCCCCCGCAGCAUCCGCGUCCGCUCUUGCCGCAGCCUCGUGCUGCUCGGCGUGUGGCAGUACAAGAACCUCGAGGAGCUCACCGUGGAGGACGCCCCCUGCCUCGAGCGCCUCCUCGGCGACAUGCGCCUCACCGCGGCCAUCAACGUCUCUGGCGCGCCAAAGCUCACCGCUUUCGGCUAUGUCGUGAUCAGCUCGUCCAAUUUCCUCCUCUUCGACGAGGUUAUUGAGAAGGAUGUCUGUAAUGGUUUGCGUGCUCCGCUUCUGAGCGUGAAGAUUCUGGCUAUCAGUGUAAAGUUCUCGAGCAAGAAUGACAUGGACAAGCUGAUGAACUUGCUAAAUUUCUUUCCUUUCGUGGAGACAUUGCACGUUCAGGCCUCUGAUACAAGGUUCGAUCUGACUCAGGAUAGCACCGACACUGUUGGCUCAAGCUACCACGAAAAGCUUGAUCACAUUGGGUGUGUCAUGAACCACCUCAACAGCGUCCGACUGGAAAGCAAAGUUCACAACAUCUACAUGCUUGAAUUUGCAUGUUUUCUCCUUGCUAGAGCACAGGUGCUGCAGCUCAUGACGAUUCAGUCUAAGGUGUUCAGCACCCCCCAAUGCGUUGCAGGUCAGCAAGCUCUGCUCAACCAAAGCCACGUGGCCUCCACAGAAGCUGAGAUCGUGUUUGAAGACAUGGAAAGCCAUGAUCUCGAGCACUUGAGCUUAGAGCUUGCGAAUACUCUGCCUGAUCCCUUCGACACCUAUCAUCGCUGACUACUGAACUCGCUCUAAAUGUUUGAGCUUUGAGGUUUCACUCAGAAGAUGACUGCUAUCCAGUAUUCAUGAUGCUGUUGGCUGCUCUUUUUGUCGUGUUUAGUUGCCUUUCUGAAUCUAGAUUAUGACCUAGUAGGAUGCAUUUCAUGCUGAAGAGUACUGUAUUUGUGAUGCCACUGGUAGGCUUCUGUUCUUUCCUAUGUUUAGUUGAAUUUCUGAAUCUACACUACGACUACUGAGUUCUAUGGUUACAUUUUGAAGAUUGCUGACCUGUAGACUGUAGUGUUAUGUUGUCUCUGAAUCUAGACUAUAAAUUGCUUAAUUUAUGUUUC
This is a messenger RNA of Oryza sativa Japonica Group (Japanese rice), 1835 nucleotides long. Its product is annotated as F-box/FBD/LRR-repeat protein At1g13570. The record is from RefSeq and is a predicted model, not a curated record. Gene Ontology annotation, molecular function: protein binding. Lineage: Eukaryota; Viridiplantae; Streptophyta; Magnoliopsida; Poales; Poaceae.